Molecule: messenger RNA, 2414 nt
Organism: Quercus robur (English oak)
Lineage: Eukaryota; Viridiplantae; Streptophyta; Magnoliopsida; Fagales; Fagaceae
Product: glycine-rich domain-containing protein 2
Exons: 8
Coding region: 36-2321 (761 amino acids)
Source: RefSeq, a predicted model, not a curated record
ACAAACCGUCCCAUGUAACUCUCUCUCUGUACGACAUGUCGGAAAGUCGAAACGCAUCCGAAAUUUCAGAAGCGGAGACUAUUCGACUUGGGGUUGAUCUCGUAUCGGCUGCAAGGCGAAAUAUCGGGUUCUUGAGAGCUGUGGCCGAGUCUCAGUGGCUCCAUGAGAAAGCAACCGUUGUUGAAGCUAUAAGAAGGUAUGAUGAGCUGUGGAUGCCGUUGAUUUCUGAUCUGACGGUGAUGGGGUCACCCACUCCUAUGGUUCUUCCACCUCUUGAUGUUGAGUGGGUUUGGUUUUGUCACACUUUGAACCCGGUGAGUUACCAGCAAUAUUGCGAAUCAAGGUUCUCAAAACUCAUUGGAAAGCCAGCAAUUUUUGAUGAAGAGAACGAAGAGUAUGCACUGCUUAGAUGCAAGAAUAUUUGGACUCAUAAAUACCCAUCUGAGCCAUUUGAGAAUGAAACCGAAACAGAUAUGCCAAUCCCAGUUGUCACAAACGAAGAAAUUUUGGUGGAAGUCGCAAAACAUAGAUUCUUGUAUUCCAAAAUUUCAGAGGCAUAUAGGUCUGAAAUUGUGUACUUAAUUGCAGCAAGGCAAAGGUACAAGGGGUUUUUGUACAUGGUGCAGAGUUUUUGUGAUGAGUGUGCUCGUUUGGUGCCUGCCUCAGAUAUUCUACUAAUGUGGUUGACACAUCAGAGCUACCCAACAGUAUAUGCAGAAGACUUGAAGGAGAUGGAGGGUGAUAUGGGGAAGGUAGUAACUGUGUGGGAAAGUGUGAAGGAAAAGGAAAUGAAAGAGACAAAGAUAUUGUGGGAGAGAGCAUUUGAUCAACCUUAUGAGAAAGCUGGUGGAGAGGUUGUGUUGGAUUUGGAUAGGGUUAACUUAGUCAAGGCACCAGUUUACUGGGAGGUAUCAGAUACAGAUGUCAACACCAAAUACAAGUCCAUGCUACCAAGGUUCUUACUAGAGGUCUGUGUGUUUGUAAGGCUCAACUCUAGGAUGAAGGAAACACAACAGACAAGUGAAUUUCUCCGCCUUGGUAUGUUAAGAUGUCACAGGGAGUUGAAGCUUGAAAAAUCCAUCUCCAAAUUUCAGUAUGAUUCAUGGCGGAAAGCUUGGCAUCUCUAUUGUGAGUUUGGGUCCAAGGGAAUCAAACUUGAGCUACGUCACCGUGGUGGCUACUGUUUCAAAGGAAGUAGCUUGCAAGAGACUGUUACAUUCCAUUGGAAUGACUUACUAAGAAUAUCUUCUCUAACUCUGGAAAGAGGAGUUGCUCAAGAAUUGAGAAUUCAUGCUUCAAUAACUCCACCAGUUCAAGCGCCAUACUUGUUGAAAUGUGUGCCUGACCGGGUCACUGAUGAUUCAGGGGCCAUGAUAUCAGACGUUAUUCUCAGAAUGAAUAGGUAUCGGCCUCAAGAAGGGCGUUGGUUGUCUCGGACUGUUCUUGAUCAUGCAGGGAGAGAGUGUUUUGUCAUUAGAAUAAGAGUGGGAGAAGGGUUUUGGAGAAGAGGAGAUGAAGCUCCCUCAGCUGUGAAAUGGGAGGAUAGGAUAAUAGAGAUACGAGAAGGUUCAUGGUCCUAUGUUGCUGAUUCCAUUGGAAAAGCCCCUGAGAAAAUGGUUGGAACGGCAACACCAAAAGAACCACCAGAACAAUGGAAAGCUGCAUGGAAAUUUUCAACAGGAGAUGAACUGAUGAUAGGGUGGGAAUCAAGUACAUCUACAUCUGGCUUGAGUUUCUGUCUGAAAAAUCAAAUGUCUCCAGAACCAUCGUCACAGGUGAGGCUAUUGAAAGGGCGAAAAAUGCAGUACCAAGUAAAGAACAUUAAGUCAGAAAGCAAAGAUGAAGAAAGCCGACUCAAGGAUGAAGAAGAAGAGAAAGAGGAGGAUGAAGAUGAAGAGGGGUUUGUAACACUGGUUAGAUUCACAGAGGAGAACCCAACUGGAAGAGCAACAGCUCUUUUAAAUUGGAAGCUAUUGGUAGUUGAAUUGUUGCCUGAAGAGGACGCAGUAUUGGUUCUUCUUCUAUGCAUUUCGAUACUCAGAAGUGUAUCAGAGAUGAAGAAGGAAGAUUUGGGAUGCUUGUUAAUUAGGAGAAGAUUAAAGGAAGCAAACUUUGGAGCUAGAGAUUGGGGUUCUGUAAUACUCCAUCCUUAUUCAUGUUCCUCAUCCAUCACUUCACCUUAUAUUCAACCAUGGUAUUGGAAUAAUGCCAAGGCAGUGAUGGCAUCAGAUAGAGCAGAUCACAUAACAAGGCAACCAGCUUCAAAUUACUCACCCGUAGAAGGCGGUGAUAAGUUGUACAAGCGAGUGAUUAUAAGUUAAUAAACAUGAGAAGAUGAGCAUUUUUUUUUUUUUUUUUUUGCUACAAUAAUUUAUAAAUUAUGGGUGAAAGAUACAGAGAAUUUUGCGUUGAUA